Jatropha curcas is the source of this 2018-nucleotide messenger RNA. It is a transcript of the gene SRS, whose product is annotated as Seryl-tRNA synthetase. The record is from RefSeq and is a predicted model, not a curated record. Gene Ontology annotation, biological process: seryl-tRNA aminoacylation. Gene Ontology annotation, molecular function: serine-tRNA ligase activity; ATP binding. NCBI's taxonomy places the organism in Eukaryota, Viridiplantae, Streptophyta, Magnoliopsida, Malpighiales, Euphorbiaceae.
GUGGGUGUCGGAUUAAUGAUUCAUCCCCAACCACCCCGUCUUAAGGGCCUACUCGAGGCCCAAUCCCGUUUGGCUUGUCACAAAAUAAUAAAGACAUCUCUUCUUCAAAAUUCUUCUGACCACAAACAAAAGCAAAUACUGAAGCGAAACAGAGCCACACGCCGCAUGGGUUAUUUUGGCGGGACGACCUUACAAACCCUAAGGAUGGCUGUAAUUCCUGCUUCGUCUUCUUCUUCACGCUUCAUUUUCACGAAGCCAAUGUCCAAAACCCUAACCCUAAAUUCCAUUUCGCUCCGUUAUAAAAAUAACUUUCUAAAAAGACCUCCGUUUACACUUCUAACCAGAGCGCUUUCUGCAACUGCUGUACAAGAAGCACUUCCUACUGAGAGCAUAGAUAACAAAAGUGUGGUGAAGCCUCAAUGGAAGGCGGCAAUAGAUUUCAAGUGGAUAAGGGAUAAUAAGGAUGCGGUUGCUUUGAACAUAAAGAACAGGAACUCCAAUGCUAAUUUGGAACUUGUGCUUGAGCUCUACGAGAAAAUGCUGGCAGUCCAAAAGGAAGUUGAACGGCUUCGUGGGGAAAGGAAUUUUGUAGCAAACAAGAUGAAAGGAAAGCUGGAGCCAUCAGAACGUCAAAAACUCAUUGAGGAAGGAAAGAAUCUGAAGGAAGGACUCGUGAGUUUGGAAGAAGAUCUGUUAAAACUUACAGAUGAGCUUCAGCAGGAAGCACAAUGUAUACCCAACAUGACUCAUCCAGAUGUUCCAAUUGGAGUAGAAGAUUGCUCAACAGUGAGAAAGACGGUGGGUAGUCCACGAGAAUUUAGCUUCCCAGUCAAGGACCAUCUUCAGCUGGGAAAAGAACUAGAUCUCUUUGAUUUUGAUGCAGCUGCUGAGGUUAGUGGAUCAAAAUUCUACUACCUGAAGAAUGAAGCAGUUAUGCUAGAGAUGGCCCUUAUCAACUGGACUCUCUCUGAAGUCAUGAAAAGGGGCUUUAUGCCUCUAACAACCCCGGAACUUGUAAGAUCCUCUGUUGUUGAAAAAUGUGGCUUUCAACCUCGUGGAGAUAAUACCCAGGUUUACUCUGUGGAGGGUAGUGACCAGUGCCUGAUUGGCACUGCAGAGAUUCCUGUGGGAGGAAUUCAUAUGGACUCUAUACUCACUGAGUCAAUGUUGCCUUUAAAGUAUGUGGCAUUUUCCCAUUGCUUCCGAACAGAGGCAGGUGCUGCGGGUACAGCAACAAGGGGUCUUUACCGAGUACACCAGUUCAGCAAGGUGGAGAUGUUUAUUUUAUGCCAACCAGAGGAGAGUGAAUCGUACCAUCAGGAGCUUAUCAAAAUUGAAGAAGACCUCUUCUCUUCAUUAGGGUUACAUUAUAAAACGUUAGAUAUGGCUUCAGGGGACUUAGGUGCCCCUGCAUACCGCAAAUUUGAUGUGGAGGCUUGGAUGCCUGGCUUAGGACGUUACGGUGAGAUAUCAAGUGCAUCAAAUUGUACAGACUAUCAAAGUCGCAGACUGGGAAUUCGAUAUCGUCCAUCUGAACCUACAUCAACAAGUCCUAAGAAGGGUAAAGGCAACCUUGCUCCUACGAAGUUCAUUCACACACUAAAUGCAACAGCUUGUGCAGUUCCACGAAUGAUAAUAUGCUUAUUGGAGAAUUACCAGCAAGAAGAUGGCUCUGUCAUAAUUCCUGAGCCAUUGAGGCCAUUCAUGGGCGGGCUGGAACUUAUAGCUCUGAAAUUUUCAGAAGAUAAGUAGAUUAUUAUGUUUGAUUUUGAGGGAAGCAUACAAUUAGAACAUCUUUGUUGACAAUUUUUUCACAUAUUAAUGCCCUGAAAGAAUAAUUUAAUGACCAUAGAAAAUGUCAAACAUAUCCUUACCAAAGGGCGAGCAUUUUUGUUCAGCAGGAAAAAAUAUUUUUGCUUCGUUCAAGUGUUUGUAUAAAUAACCUUGAAGGGGAACUGAAUUUUACAGUGUGGUUGAACUGUUUAUAUUAAUUUACAUAGUUCGACUUGGAAAUGAUA